Molecule: messenger RNA, 1113 nt
Organism: Radiomyces spectabilis
Lineage: Eukaryota; Fungi; Mucoromycota; Mucoromycetes; Mucorales; Radiomycetaceae
Product: DnaJ domain-containing protein
Exons: 4
Coding region: 38-997 (319 amino acids)
Cellular component (GO): endomembrane system
Source: RefSeq, a predicted model, not a curated record
GUCCCGUUGGUUCUGCACUUCAUUUUCAUCUGGCACCAUGCGCUUGAAAGGCUUUUCUAGCAGAAGAGCAUUCACAUUUCUUCUCAUUGGCCUGUUGGUGCUUGCGACACUUGUACCCAAAGUCAAGGCAUGGGAACAAGGCGACUUUGAAAUCUUUGAUCUGGUUGAUGAGCUUGAAAAGUCCGAAGGCAAGGACGUCAACUUUUACAGCUGGUUGAAUAUUAAACCCAACGCUUCUCCCAACGAUAUCGGUAAAGCGUACAGAAAAAUGUCGCUUAAACUUCAUCCUGACAAGAACAAGUCCGAUAAGAAAGCCAAGGAGCGUUUUGCACGAUUGGGCAAAAUCGCCGCCAUUUUGCGUAAUCCUGCCAGCCGUGAACGAUACAAUUUCUUUUACAAGAAUGGUGUCCCGCGUUGGCGAGGAACCGGAUACCUGUACCAGCGUUUCCGCCCUGGUGUGGGUUUUGUUUUGGGCUUCCUUUUUGUCGUGAUCGCCGCCAUGCAAUACAUGACCCGAUGGAUCAUACACUAUCGCGAAAAAUCAAAGAUCAAGGAACUCAUCGAUGAAGCCCGAUCCACCAUGCAUGUGAAUAUGCCAAAAGGCCACACCGCGCCUUCCUUUGGUCGAAGCUAUGUGACAAUUGGACAACGUGCGUUGCGUUGUGAGGUGAAAUCCGAUACGUACAUCAUUGUAUACCCCGAAGGCGAACACGAUCCCGUGCAUUUGGAUAUCAGCAGCAUGGCUCCCCCUCGCAUUUGGGAACUGUAUAUUUUCAGAUGGCCCGUCUCUCUGUAUUACAAGGUAUCCGGUAAAAAGCACCCAGUGCCUGCUGCCGAGUCCGAGGAAGAAGGAGACGAUGACGAUCGCAAAGCCGACGUAGACACAGACGAAACCCAAGGUCAGAAAGCUGCCAAAAAGAAGAAGAAGUCGGAAAAAGUGGCUGUAACAGGAUCUAAAGUCGGUGGUCGAAGACGUGCUGUUAAAAAGAACCAAUAAUUUAUCUCAAGAAUCGUCUUUUGGUGGAUGCAUUUUUGAUUAGACAAUAACCUUUUUUACAUGAAAAAUUACACCCUAUUUUUACACGUGUAAAAUAAAUUGAACAUAUCUUACGG